Cornus florida is the source of this 609-nucleotide messenger RNA. RefSeq lists its product as uncharacterized. The coding region runs from base 1 to 609 and encodes 202 amino acids. Lineage: Eukaryota; Viridiplantae; Streptophyta; Magnoliopsida; Cornales; Cornaceae. The record is from RefSeq and is a predicted model, not a curated record. The transcript is spliced from 2 exons.
AUGACUCGACCUGACAUUGCUUAUGCCGUGAGUGUCGUGAGUCAAUUCAUGCACUCUCCUUGUGCCCCACACCUUGAUUCAGCUAUUCGGAUUCUUCGCUACUUAAAAGUAUGUCCAGGCCGUGGUAUUUUGUUUGCUAAUCAUGGUCACUUACGUGUUGAGGCAUGGACAGAUGCUGAUUAUGCAGGAUCAAAUUCAGAUAGGGGGUCUACUUCAGGUUAUUGUACCACUAUUGGUGGUAACUUGGUUACUUGGCACAGUAAGAAGCAGGAUGUUGUCUCUCGAUCUAGUGCAGAGGCAGAGUAUAGGGCUAUGGCUUUUGGGGUCGAGCUGGGUGCUGAACCUCAAAAAUUUCCAUUGAUGGUUAAGUACGGAAUGACCAUUGAUAAAAACAGCACGUUCGACGCCUCUCCCAGCCCAGGACAAAUCUCUCAUGGCGGCCAUGGCGGAUCUGAAAAUCUCGCACUGCCAAUAACUGGGCAAAAGCUGAACGGACAUAAUUACCUUCAAUGUGCUCAAUCGGUGAUGAUGUUCAUAUCAGGAAAAGAAAAAGACGACUAUCUCACCGGCGCUGCCAUACCUCCUCAAAAGGAAGACCCAAAAUUUUGA